Messenger RNA from Bombus pascuorum, 1518 nucleotides. RefSeq lists its product as uncharacterized. The record is from RefSeq and is a predicted model, not a curated record. NCBI's taxonomy places the organism in Eukaryota, Metazoa, Arthropoda, Insecta, Hymenoptera, Apidae. The transcript is spliced from 6 exons. Gene Ontology annotation, biological process: sensory perception of smell; detection of chemical stimulus involved in sensory perception of smell. Gene Ontology annotation, cellular component: plasma membrane. Gene Ontology annotation, molecular function: olfactory receptor activity; odorant binding. Bases 281 to 1405 code for a protein of 374 amino acids.
UACUAUACAUGUAUAAUGCAAACAAUAAUUGUCAUCGUUGGAUCAACCAGCAGUGCAAGAAACCAGCAACGAAAUCAACAACCUUGUUCGCAAGUGUAUCGAUUUAUGACAUAUGAUUUAUUAAAUCGCUCGUGUGUACGGGAUAAAAUUUCAUACGGAUUCGAACGUCCACAAACGGCCAGUUGUCUUCGACGCGACGUACCGAUGUUUUGAACCGAACGAAUAUCCUUCUGUUGAACUUUUCAUUUCGUUCGUACAAAGUACGCGGUCUGUCGAAAUUAUGCCGAAACGAAUAACGCCGGAGAAAGUGAUCGACAUCGUUUGGUUUAGCGUAGCUUUGACUUUCUGUUGGCCGCUUCCUAUCAAUAGCAGCGGAACGCGAACUCUGGUCCACAAAAUUGUGCAGAUCAGUAGCGUUAUUAGCGCUUGUAUGCUUCUCCUGCCUCUGCUAUAUUCGAUUUAUCUGCACCUAGACGACAUAAUCAUUGUUUCCGAAUGUAUCUGCCUGUUUUUAGGCGUGAGUCAAAUUAUAGUUCAGUCUAUUAUCUGCAUGAUCAAUCACGAUUCUCUGCAACACGUAGUCGAGGAAAUGAUAAUCUGCGUUAAACAAGCGCGAGAAUACGAAAGGGAGAUUUUUUCCAAGCUUAUCGCGCGAUGCAGCGUCUUUUAUGCAAUUUCUAUUAUGUGUAUAUACCUGGCUGCGACAGCUUUUUCGAUAGGACCUGCAAUCUUGCCGCUGUCCUUCCCAAGCGAAGCGGAAUAUCCAUUUCGCGUUAAUUAUACGCCAGUGUACCUUAUCAUAUACACGCAGCAGUCUAUCCUCAGCUAUCAAUGCGUUGCACAUAUAUGCCUAAGCAUGUUUGGAUCGCUUCUGUUUUGGUUCACCGCCGCGAGAUUCCAGUGUUUGGCAAUGGAACUAAAAAGGACUGCAGACGUUAGUACGCUGAUCGUUUGCGUCGAGAAACAAUUACAUUUGAGAAGAUACGCUAAAGAAGUGGUGGAUAAUUUUCGUUUCAUAGUGCUUUACGCUAUAGGAGUAAGCACGUCUGCUCUAACUUUAUGCGGCAUUAUAUUGCUCGUGGAUGUACCGCCAAUGGUGAAAAUACAGUUCGUAACUGUAUGCCUCACUGUACUUGCGGAGAUCUAUGUAUACGCGUGGUCGGCCGAUUACAUGAAAGAUAUGAGCAUAAAUGUCUCACGGAGUGCAUACGACAUAAUAUGGUACAAGCAGAAGUUAGAAAUGCAAAAGAAUCUAUUGACUAUGCUGGAAUGUCAGCAACCGAUAACUCUCUCUGUGAGUUGCAUAAUACCGGAGCUUUCUUUGCGUUAUUUUUGUUCGUAUCUGUCCAAUACUUUCUCCAUCUUCACCACUUUACGUAUCGUGAUCGAAGAUAAUGCGGAAUAAAUGCGAAUAAAAGAAUAUGGACAUUGUUUUAAUCGUAUAUUAUGGAACGAUACUUUUAUUGUGGUAGUCGCGAUUAAAAUUCCAAUUGCAAACUAAACUCUGUAACCAGCAAA